GGGGAAGACGAGAUCUUGGACAAGGGACUCCCACAUCUGUCCCCUCUGGCUGGCUGAGGAAGGGUGCCAUGGGGCCUCUCCAUCUGUCUCUCCUGCUGCUGAUCACAGAGUUGUCCCAAGCCCUCAACACAACGGUGCUGCAGGGUGUGGCUGGCCAGUCCCUGCAGGUAUCGUGUACUUACGACUCCUUGAAGCACUGGGGGAGACGCAAGGCCUGGUGUCGCCAGCUGGCUGAGGAGGGCCCGUGCCAACGUGUGGUGAGCACACACAGUGUGUGGCUGCUGGCCUUCCUGAGGAAACGGAAUGGGAGUACAGUCAUCACGGAUGACACCCUGGCUGGAACUGUCACUGUCACUCUGCGAAACCUCCAAGCCGAUGACGCGGGUCUCUACCAGUGUCAGAGCCUCCGAGGCCGAGGCCGAGAAGCUGAUGUCCUCCAGAAGGUCCUGGUGGAGGUGCUGGCAGACCCUCUUGACGACCAAGAUGCUGGAGAUCUCUGGGUCCCUGAGGAAUCGGAGAGUUUUGAGGGUGCCCAAGUAGAACACAGCACCUCCAGGAGCCAAUCACAAGAGACCUCCUUCCCACCCACGUCCAUUCUUCUCCUCCUGGCCUGUGUCCUCUUCAGCAAGCUUCUUACAGCCAGCAUCCUCUGGGCUGUGGCCAGGGGCAAGCAGAAGCUGGGGUCACCUGUGGCCAGUGGGCUGGACUGCGGACACGAUGCUGGGCACCAGCUUCAGAUCCUGACUGGACCCAGAGAUGCAUGAGCGAACUCCAAGAUGGAGGAGAAGCCCAGCUCAAGUCCACCCACAAGUCAUCCAGCUUGCAUACUCUCCCCUCUGCCACCAAGACUUCUGCUUCUUCUGGUUUGGCUUCAGAGGUCCCGUCUGCCUAAAGCCCGCCUCUUCAGGAUGCAGGAAUACUCGUGCUAAAGCCUGUCGUCUCUUCUGGAAGCAGGAAUACUCCUGUGUUUGUGCGCGUUGAGUGCAGAAGAGAGCUGGAAGGUCACCUGUCAGCUUCUGGGCUUUGGCCAUUAAACACUCUCACACACCAACCCAGGACUAUCCACUCUUUCUAGAUGGUUCUGUGCCUAUAAUGGUCUUCUGUUUCUCAGUGCUGGGAUUAAAUUCAUGGCCUUGUUCAUGCUAGGCAUGAGCUUACCACUGAGAUAAUUCCCAGGGUAGGAUUAUGCAUCUGGAUGAGAAAAGGAAAAGGGGUACCUUGCUUUGUAGGGAAGAGAUAUCUGCCCUUAGCCCCUACCCAGGGUCCUCUGAGAAAUGCUUCCCAGGAGUAAGGGAAAGUGAAAGUUCUCUAUAAUAACUUCACACACACGGGCCAAUGCUCUUCAUUCUGUGUGCUCUUUAUUGUUGUGUUCUUUGUGUCUUCCAUCUUUAUUCUCCUCUACAUUUGUAUUCUACAUCUUUUUUCUACAUCUUUAUUCUACAUCUAUACUCUAUUACAUCUCUGUUCUGAGACCCAUUACAAAUUCUCAAGCAUAAAAACUACAAGGCAAACUUUCAGGGAUGAGCAUUCUGAUAAAAGUCACACUUGGCAAAGACUUGGUCAGCUUAAUUGGUGACUGACACCUGUAGGUUGUGAAAGUUCUGGCUAUCUCUUAAAGGGAUAGCUACAAGGGUUACAAGGGAAGGAACUGAACCAAUGAGAGAUCUAAGGAAGAGGCAAAUAAUAUGUGUGCUAUUUUGUGUGAUUAAUAAUAUCUGGGGGACUGGAGAGAUGGCUCAGGGGUUAAGAGCACUGCUGCUCUUCCAGAGGUCCUGAGUUCAAUUCCCAGCAACCACAUGGUGACUCACAACCAUCUUUAAUGAGAUCCAGUUCCGUCUUCUAGCCUGCUGGGAUACAUGCAGGCAGAACAUUGUAUAAAUAAUAAAUAAAUAAAUCUUUAAAAAAAUAAUAUCUGGACGUGGUUAGUCAGUUAACAGCCUUUUUCUGUUAAUUAUCUGAAUCUCAGGGCCUAUACAUAGUCUACUGAGCUUAAAUUCUUGCGUUAAAAACUGGUGUAGAAAUAAAUACAAAGUGUUAAUUGUUAUUUGAAUCAGAUUGGGGAGGUGCCGGUGGAGGAAGCUUAGGGCAACAUAGGUGCUAUUGAUCUCUUGAAGGACUAAGAUAUACCAAGGCCAGACACCUGCACUGUAACUUCUGGUUCACUAUAAUUCUUAUGAAGGUUUUGAUCCAACAAGGCCAGGCACCUGCAAUUCCUCUCUGUGAAAGUUCCACGAGAUCACUUUGUCUGGCCAGUUUGCCUUCUCAGUGGCUAAGGAUGGAGAGUAAGACCUCUAAGUGUCUACAGUCCACACAGAACAAUAGACCUAGUUAUGAAGCAUACUUUAGUAUGUUUCUGUUAAUAAAAAUUGUACAGUUAAGUAAGAAACCAUUUUCUUGACCAUCCACAAUUAUGUGUGCCCAUAAGAUAAGAUGUAAUCAAGAGAUUACAUGUACACAUUACGUGGAAAUGCAUGAUAAAUGGGGAGACAGCAUAGCUGUUCUUAGGGAAGAAAUGCAGUUCUUAGGGAAGAAAUGAAGUGGCACAUGAGAGAAACACAGACAAGGAGCAACUGGUCAUUCAUAGUCAGUAACCUCACG
Molecule: messenger RNA, 2598 nt
Organism: Peromyscus eremicus (cactus mouse)
Lineage: Eukaryota; Metazoa; Chordata; Mammalia; Rodentia; Cricetidae
Gene: Trem2
Product: triggering receptor expressed on myeloid cells 2
Exons: 5
Coding region: 69-764 (231 amino acids)
Cellular component (GO): cell surface
Molecular function (GO): signaling receptor activity
Source: RefSeq, a predicted model, not a curated record